UACUGUAGCUGAAGGAGGCAGCAAGAUGCAGUGGAAAAAAAUCUUAAUUAACAUCAAAUAGAAAGUGCGUGAGAGAAAGAGGUAACAUGCUCCACAUACAGCAGGACAACAUGUCUGUGGCAGGAAAUGCACUUUGAAUAUAUAUUCUGUGAUAACCAAUCAGAAGCAUCAGAUGGUCUGAGCCCCUUCAACACGUCACCACCUUCACACUCUUAAAUACAAACACGCUUCCUCAUAAAGUCAGUGUGUCAAGAUGAUCGUGUUCUGCGUUACACUGCUUCUCCUUCAUCAAGGAUAUGCUCUGGUUCCAGUGACCACAGUUCAGCUUGGUGAAUCUGUGACCUUCACAUGUGUUCUGCCUUUCGAUGAGCUGAGCAGUAAACCUCUUUACUGGUACAAGCAGAGUGUCGGAGAUGAUCUGAAAUUAAUUGUAACAUUUAGGAAACAUAUAAACCCUGUGUUCGGACCAGAGUUUUCUGACUCUAGACUGGAUCUGAAAGUUGAGAAGAAUAUUAGUAAACUGACCAUUUUGAGAACAACUGAAGAAGACGAGGGAAUGUAUCACUGUGCAGUCAUAGAGUGGACUGAGAUUUUUUGGAGUGGAACCUAUUUGUCAUUAAAAGGAAACAGUCAGAGGACAUGGAACUACACUGUUGUUCAGCAGCCGACAGCCUCUGAUCCAGUCCGUCCAGGAGACUUGAAGACUCUCCAGUGUUCAGUCCUCUCUGACUCUGAGACUAAAACAUGUCCAGGAGAUCACAGUGUGUUCUGGUUCAGAGUCGGAUCAGAUAAAUCUCAUCCGAACAUCCUCUACACUGAUGGAAACAGACGUGAUGAAUGUGAAGACAGAUCUGACACUCAGAAAAGCUGCGUUCAUCACUUCUCUAAGAAGGUCAGCUCCUCUGAUGCUGGAACUUACUACUGUGCUGUGGCCACAUGUGGAGAGAUACUGUUUGGAAAUGGACCUAAAGUGGAAACUGAGCGAAGAAUGAGUCCUGAGUUAAUUGCUCUGGUGAUGGCAAUAAUCUGCUUGGUCAUUUCUCUGAUUGGAAAUAUUGUUUUCAUCUGUCGCCGAACUUCAAGAUCAAUAUGUGAACAAAGUAAAGCAUCAGGAAUAGAAGGCAUACCUUCACAAGCAAGAAAUGACAAUUCGAACCAACCAGUACAUGAUGUUAUGGAAGGUGGAGAUGAUCUGAACUAUGCUGCUUUGCGCAUAACUGGACGGAAAGCUACAAGAGGACGUACGAAGAAACAAUUGAAGACUGAAGAAAGUGUGUAUUCUCAAGUUAGAAGCUGAAUGUGAAAGUGUGUCCAUGAAAUCAUGUAAAUAGUUGGUUUACAGUACUGGCUGAUUGACAGUGUAAAUAAAUAACAUUGUGGAUUCCCUUCAAAUUAUAAUGUGAAUGAAGUGUUUCAUGAUAAAAGCCACAAUCGUCCUGCAGCACAUGCUCUUUGUAUUUUCAUGCUUGUAUAUCAAUCGUUGCAUUAUAUUAUGUGUUUACUUGCCGUAGCUGA
Molecule: messenger RNA, 1515 nt
Organism: Acanthopagrus latus (yellowfin seabream)
Lineage: Eukaryota; Metazoa; Chordata; Actinopteri; Spariformes; Sparidae
Exons: 6
Coding region: 254-1297 (347 amino acids)
Biological process (GO): response to bacterium
Source: RefSeq, a predicted model, not a curated record